AUGCGAUCCCGUGACAUUGCCAUCCGUUCGCCCCGAUCAUCGCCUAGUUUGCCCGGGAAAAAUCGCGCCUCCCACCCCCAGCGCCUCCGCCCGCACUUUCUGACGAUUUUCGUCCCCUACCCCGGCUACAUCGACCCGCUCGAGCCGUACACCCCGCCGCCACCCCUAAAACCUAUCACCUUCACGCGAUUCGUCUUCCCGUUUCCGGAUCCGGGAUAUCCAAAAUUCCAAUUCCCACGAACCCGACGUCGAAGACCUUUCAAAUUCUUUCCCGGGAUCCCGAAAGCGAUACGCGACGAAUUACAAGCAUUUCAAGAAGCCAAAGCUCAAGAAUCAGAAAUUCUAACAAUCGUAGUAGAGCCGGAAUUCGUCGAAUCUGAUCCGGAGAAGAAGAAGAAGCUACACCGGAAAAGCCGGAAAGUUAAGAAAGUCAAAUUUGACGAACCGAAGGUAGAGGUUGAGGACUUUGAUCACUACGAACAGCUACUCGCCAAAUUUUUCAGCUUCAUUGGGCUCAGGAGCUCGAUUACCCCGGAUCAGCCUCAAUUUUCGGCGGUGCUUAUUUUUCGUUGGGCCCGCGAGCUAUUAAGGAGCCUGAGCACAACCUCCGAGGGCCCUUGGAUCAUCUGGAAAACAUCAUCCACAAGAAAAACGCCGAAAUUUGACCGUUUUGAUGACCAUUGGCGGCCAAGACAACAAGAAAAGACAGUAGCGCCCGCCGCCGAAGGAGCCCCGGCCACAGCAGUCACCGUAGCCAAGACCUGGCCCGUCCCAACAUUUCUACCUUGUCCGAAGGCACCCCAGAAUUUGGCUACAAUCUUGGAGCUGCCGAAAGCGGAAGGAGAAGGCAGGAAGAAAGCUGAAAACCUACGCGAAAACCCAUCUGAAAAAUCAGAAGAUCAUCUCCAGAAAAACGCUGCAAAGUUUCAAAAGGAAAAGUUAGAUUUCGGCUUGAAGUUCGCAAUUCCGGAAGCGAAGCUCCCGAAAAAGAGAGGAACCAAGAAAGGAGCCAGUAAACUACUCGAAAAACUUGGAGAACAAUCUCAAAAAUUAAUUGCUAAGCUUCAACCCAAGCCCAGCUUCAAACUUCCAUUUCCCCACAAGCAGCUACCUGAAAAAGCAGAAAAACGAGCUGAGAAACUAGAAGAACAUCUCCAGAAAAACCCUGAAAAGCUACGCUACCUAGAGGACGAUUUAGAAUCUAAAUCUCAACCUCCGGAAGAAGAAGAAAUCCCGGUUCUCGAGCUACAAGGGACUGCUAACUACGAGGCCCUAGAAUACGCAAAUUUCGGCUAUACUUACGACGGCGCACUAAUGGAGAUAGCAUUAGAACCAAAUUAUUAUGGAGAGGCCGAGGAGCCGGACCGGGGUGUUGCUCAGUUGCAUGCUCCUUUAGCCUCUUCGCCGCAGCAGCCGCCUCCCAAGAAACGGCAUCUAACCGACUCGCCGAUGGUUGUGAGGAAGGUCUCGGAUCUCGAGCACCACUUCCCACCGGACCCAUGCCAUCGUCCACUGGAACACUACCCGCUGACGCCACCAAUUCGCUCGCCCUCCAUCUCCAACCCCUCGCUGCCAUCAUCCCCUACCGUAGCCGCGGGUCGCCUCAUCAAAAAGGCAACGCGGAAGUCGAGUUCGAAGUUGAGAUUCGAGGAGGCCAAGAGUCAAAUCGAGGGUGGACUGAUGGACAUCGGCGACCUGAACUGCUUUAGCUCGCGCCAAGUCCAAGAGCUCAUCCGGUUGAAGCGCGAGAACAUCAGCGCAAUUCUGUUCGACUACGCCAAGGGGCACGAGCUCAGCUUGGAAGAGGGCGAGCGAGGAAAGCCGAUUGAUCUUUGCUACCCGCGGCUGUUCCGCUUCAAGGGGCUCAGCUCGUGCCGAGAACUUCGCCCCGUAUCCCACUGCACCAGCCCGUUCACAGCCAAGUGGUCGGAAUUCGUCUGCAUCAACCCCUGGCACGUCGAGUUGCUGCCCAGCAAUUCAGCCAGGAACUCCCCGAUUGCCGGCGGCUCGCCAGCCCUCUACCACGAGCUUCUAGGUUGGUUAUGC
This is a messenger RNA of Mesorhabditis spiculigera, 2046 nucleotides long. The record is from the annotation of a GenBank genome assembly. Lineage: Eukaryota; Metazoa; Nematoda; Chromadorea; Rhabditida; Rhabditidae.